CAGGCUCCGAGGAGGCAGAGGCUGUUGCUGUUGCUGCUGCUGCGCCGCUAUGGAAGACAGCCUGGUUCGCGCCCUCGGGGGCCUGAGCCUCCAGCAGCCCCGCCGUGCCCAAGGCAGGUCCACCGCUCGCCAUUUCAGCAAACGCCUCUUCUUGCUCCGCGGCCUGCCCGGGUCCGGGAAAAGUACUCUGGCCAGGCAACUGAAACGUGAAUUUCCUAAUGCAGCCAUUUUUAGCACUGAUGAGUAUUUCAUCACAGAGGAUGGCACCUAUGAGUUUAAUCCUGAUUGUUUGGGAGAGGCACAUAAGUGGAACCAGGAAAGAGCACGUAAAGCAAUGAAGAAUGGGAAAUCGCCAGUUAUUAUUGAUAAUACCAACAUCCACGCUUGGGAAAUGAAGCCAUAUGUGAUAAUGGCACUUGAAAACAGAUAUGAAGUUAUAUUUCGAGAGCCAGAUACACGUUGGAAGUUCCACGUUCGCGAACUAGCCAGACUUAAUCAUCAUGGUGUUCCACGUGAGAAGAUACAAUGGAUGAAAGACCAGUAUGAGCAUGAUGUUACCUUCCAUACAGUGCUUCAUUCUGAAGAACCAGCCAGAUACUGCAAUUCUGGACGUUAUUCUCACCUGAAUUCAACUUUUCCCAACAACAGAACUAAUAGGUCAAAAAACUGAAGAGAUUUUAGUGCGAUUUUAUAGAGGUUUUAUAAAUUUGUAUAUUUUGUUUUGUAUUCUUAGCAAUUUUCUAUUUUUCUACUGAACUAAAGUAGGUCUUAAGCCAUUUAAACUUGCUGAUGUCCCACAAUGCUUGAAGACUUUUAAGAAAAUUAUAGGAGAAAUGGUUUAAGCAUAAACCAUAAUCUCACUGUUGCUUUUUCACAAUUCUAGUUUAUUCUUUUCUGCAGCCAUUUUCAUACUAGGCCUUAAAUUCACAAAAAAAAUUUACAGGGUGGCUCUGUUUAAGAGUACAUAUGCAUGCCAAGGACCAUAUUAACUGUUAGCAUUAAAAUGCUAGCUAUAGUACAUGAGACAGCAUUUCCCAAAUCGUCAUACAUUUAAGAACAGCAAUUCUGCGGUACUCUCCAGCAGCAGCCAUAAAUGUGUUGGAUUUCUCACCGAGGCCAGAGAUAGCAUUCCAGUCCUGGAAUAUGCAAUCCAGUGACAGAAACUUUUUCUUCUUGUCCUUUUACCAGCAUCCAAGUCUGACUGUGUUCAGCACGUCAGAAGUCUGAGCCUUCAAGAGGACCAGAACUAGGCGUUUUACAGAUGGGUGGGGGCAAAGCUUUUGAUCUGCAGUAUAUAAUGGAAUGUGAGAAUAACCUUGGAAGACAGGGAUGCUGCCUAGGGAAACUUUUGAUAAGAGAGGGAGGAGUCUGCAACUGAGUAAUAGGAAGAGAAACUUAGAAAGGAUCUGCCCUAACUGGUUAGGUGGUAAAUAGGGACGAUGGGAGAUUUCUUUCAGACUUGCAACAUUCUGUUAAUGUAGCCUAACAAUAAAGGAGAGGUAGCAUAUCUGGUCGUGUUUCCUGUCUGGUUUACAUGGGAGGGCUGACACAGAAUCAGGCAACCUGCUGCUGCCCCCAAAACUAGUGUAGAUUUGUGACAUUCCCUAGAACUAGUACAGGUAAAUUGUAAUUAUUAAAUAUUGUACAAAUGAUAAGAUCUUGUUUCCUAAGUCCAAUAGAUCCCUAUUUGCUCAGCCUAUUUUUGAAUUCCUGGCUCUGAUGAUUUUAUAAAUCUGCGAAUAAUUUCCCAGCAUAUAAACUGUACAGAGCAAAGGCACAGCCUCCAAUUUUUAUUUUUUCUCCACAAAAAUUGUAUGGUCUUCUCUCUAUGAAACAAGCAAGAUGCAUCUCAACUUUCCUAUUAAGCAAUUAAUACUUAGAUGUGAGUCAGAAACCACCAUGAAUGUUAAAAACUAGAUACUGAUUAAAAACAAAUAUUGAAAUGGUUACAGCUGCUUUGUUAAUAUUCAGUGCCAACACUGGGUUUACAUACAAUGCUAGACAAUGGUUUGUUCAACUACAGUUGGGUUAACAUUCCAUAGUUUACUAACCAUAAUGAUUGGGUUAGACCAACAAACAAACUAAAACCAGCCACUUUGUGACAUAAUGUAAUAUGUACUCAGCUUACAUGAGGUUUAUGCCAUCCUCUCUACUCAUUUAGGCUAUCCUGCUUAUCCUUACAUGCCCAGUUGUGGCUUCUAUAUAUUAGCCCACCAGAUAUUUUUGUGCCCAUACCCUAGAUAACUGAUUGUGCUGCCUGAGUUCAACGUUCAGGUGGUGGAAGUUUCAAGAAAUGUAAACAGACCAACAUCUUGUUUUAACUUUUCUUUCAGUGCUGUUUACUUCAGUUGUCUUACUCUAUGGAUUUUUCUUUAAUUUGUCAGAUUGAACCACUGUACAGUAUUUUCAUUCCUGUUCAUAGAAUAAGAGUGUUUUACUUGUGAAAAGUUUCUUUUUUACUUUCUGUUUUUAGCAUAAACUGGAUUUUUUUCCUCUUGAACUAAUUUCUAUUAAUUCUUCAAAAAUCAGCCAGAAUAUUCUAUAAUUUUUUUUAAAUGUUCAUUGUAUUUUAAGGAGAUUAACCUAGCAACAGGUUGCACUUCUAGGCACUCCUAAGCUCACUGAAAUUUGUGAAGCUUAAGGGCCACAGCAUCAGCUACCAUACUAUUAAGAUGAUAUAAUUAAGUAUGCCCAGGAGUUCAACAUAUAGUUUGCAAUACAUUUAAGUCUUAUUACAGAUGCUAUGUAGUUUUAUUUUGAAAUUUUGGCUACCCUAAGUAAACAUAAAUGUAUAUAUAUAUAAUGAUCACUGUAUUCAUACUUGGACACUGCUCACUGUAAUAGUUUUGUACUAGUUUAAAGAUAGUUUAGUGUUCAGGGACAUAUUCUUCAUUAGGAUUUCUAGUAGAGAUCACUGCAACAGCAGCAGCAGCAGCAGCAAUAAUAAUAAUGUGUCUCAUUGCCAAAUUCAAUUCCUUACAACAAAGAAUUUAUUUACCUGCAUUUAUUUUCCCAGUGUUCAGGUGGAAGGACCCCUGAAAAUAAUACUUGUGAAAUAAGUUAUAGAUCAGGUGAUACUGUCCUUAUUUGCAAAUAUUAAAGGAUAAGAGAUAAUUCCUUUGUUAGGGAAGGAAGAUAUUUGAUGCUAUUUUAAUAGUCAAAUUCAAUAGACAACCAUAGGCCUAUUUGUAUAAUUUUGGGCACUUGUCCCUUCAACGACCUCUGAUACAUAUUACAGUGUUUAGAACAGAACUUUAGACAGCAUCUUUAAAUAUGGAGAGAAAAAUAAGAAAAAUCCUUUUCUGCAACCUUUUUAUCUACUCUUUGUGUUUAGCCAUUUGUUCAAAAGCUAAUUCUGAUAUAAGCUGCAUUGAGUAUUUGGAAAACAUUAAAUAAAUACUAUGAAAUUUGAGAUAAAAAUGUGAAACUAGUAACUUCUGACCCAGAAAUGUACCUCUGGCUUAUAUUUCAGGAAUUUGCAACAGUUAUUCUUACUGAAAUGUCUUGAAGGGCUUGUUUUGAACUAAAAUGUGUAAUCAUAAACAAACCUAUACAAACAUUUAUAACAUUCAGUUUCAAAAAGUAAUUUAAAUAUUAAAAUACAAACUAUAUUAACAGUGA
Messenger RNA from Candoia aspera, 3621 nucleotides. It is a transcript of the gene N4BP2L1, whose product is annotated as NEDD4 binding protein 2 like 1. Bases 50 to 670 code for a protein of 206 amino acids. Lineage: Eukaryota; Metazoa; Chordata; Lepidosauria; Squamata; Candoiidae. The record is from RefSeq and is a predicted model, not a curated record. The transcript is spliced from 5 exons.